AGCUGACAGGUCAUUCGACAGAGUUGUUCUAUUAAUUUGGAGGUUAGAAUAAUAUUUAUUUUAUUCAUGUUUUAAUAAUUAGACAUUGUGUGUAAGAUUUUUUGAAUAUUCUUCUACGAUAUAAAACAGUGUUUUAUUCAACAAUUAAAUAGUGAUAUCGUUUGUAGUGGUAUUUGGUUUUGCUAGUGCAACAUUGUAUUUUUAGACGAACUGUGAGAUCAUCAGUGACAACUCAAAAUCUAAACUAGUUUAUAAAAAUCAUGGAUGUGGAACAACUAGAAAAUGAAGCUCGGGCUACUGCUGUUAAACAUGUGGAAAACUUUUUUCGAAGACCUCAGCAAUUGGAAAAACUUGAACAGUACAAGAGACGAGUGGGUAGAAAGAAAGUUUCUGUUGAAGCAAUGCUCAAGUCGGCCAUGCAGAGUCAAUUAGAUGGUGUAUGUUUGGGAUUAAACCAGCUUCAAACUGCUCUACAGGACAUCAAAGAAAUAAAACAGAACUUGAAUGAAAUUCAAGACUCAUUCUCAACAUUGACUGACCUAGGAGUGAAACUAAAUGAAGUACGCAGUAAAAAUAUGAAUCAUUCUCAAUACGUUACAGCUAUGGAGAAUUUGAAACAUCUAUUCACUGUUCCUGAGAGUGUGGAGAAAACUAAGCAAUGGAUUAAUGAAGGUAAACUACUGCAUGCACAUCAAAGCUUGAUGGAUUUGGAAACUUCUCGUGAUGAACUGCUUUACGAACUUCACAAGUUACCAAAUCAACAGCAAGCUGAUAAAAUAUUGCUGAAAGCUUACUUUGAAGAUGUAGAGAACAUUUCGCAGCUCAUGGAAAAACAACUGCGUCUAGUUCUUAGUCGAACUUUGAAUACUGUCAGGAAAGAGCCAACAGUGAUUGUAACUGCUUUGAGAAUAAUUGAGAGAGAGGAAAAGGCUGAUGCCUCUUUUUUACAACUACAGAAACAGAGUGGUUUCCUCCCUCCUGGCCGACCCAAGGAAUGGCGCGCAAAGGCUAUGGAAGUAUUGAGAGCGUCAGUAUCUCAGAGGAUUGAAGGGACCCAGGUUGAUGAACGAGAAAACAACAAGAUGUGGUUGGUAACAUACCUUGAAUUGACACGUCAGCUUAUUUUAGAGGACCUGCGAGUUGUCAAGACAUUAUGUGGUCCUUGUUUUCCUCCACGUUACAACAUUGUAAAUGAGUAUGUCAAGAUGUACCAUCUGUGUCUAUCACAACACCUUGAAGAAAUCAUCAGCAACGGACUGCAUGGAAAUGAAUAUGUGUCAAUGCUGUCGUGGAUUGUGAACACUUACUCAGGACCGGAAUUGAUGCAACAUCCAGAUUUGAAUAUAGAGACGACCAGUGUGGGUCCUUUGUUGAAGGUAAACGUGAUAACGGACCUCCAAUUCAAGUAUUUGUCCAACAUGAAGGACAACUACAUAGAAUGGAUGCAGAAGACUUUGGAACAGGAGAAAAUGGAUUGGAAUGCUCAGACACCUCCCGAGGCAGAUCAAGACAGCUACUUCCACACCGCAGCGCCGGUCAUCAUUUUCCAAAUGAUCGAUCAGAAUCUCCAGGUGACAAAAACUAUAAGCCAGGCAUUGACCCAUAAGGCGUUACUUCUCAGCAUGGAGCAAGUUGAACAGUAUGGGAAAUUAUACAGGGAUGCAAUUAUCGAAUUCAAGAGUAAGCACUUCGAGGAUCGAAGUCAAAAUCAUUUCUUCACACAGUACAUGAUAACUAUAGUGAAUAAUUGUAUACAUUUUGUGGAGCUGGCCCAGCAGAUGAAACAACAUUACUGGAGAGCAGAUUUUCAUAACGCUGAGUCAGGAUCCAAAUUCGGGAAUCUCCUCAAAGCUUUCCAAGACCUCAGAAACGAAGCAGCGAGAUUCCUCCUGGAAGAGGCCUUCCUAGACCUGGACGUACACUUCCAAGACCUGAUCACAACAAAAUGGGUCACAAGUUCCAUUCCAAUUGACACCAUUUGCGUCACACUGGAGGACUACUUCCAAGACUACAAACAUCUUCGAGUGAGCAACUUCGAACAUGUGAUUCAGGAGGCGGAGAAUAUGGUUGUGCAGAAAUACAUCACUGCCAUGCUGCAGAAGAAAAUCUCGUUCAAGACAUACGAGGAACGACGGAACGCUGGUACCAAAGUCACCAAAGAGGUCCAGCAGCUGAAGGACAUGUUUAAGAAGAUCGCUCCCAAGAUGGCCAACCGCGUUGGAUCUCCACUGGAGGCCAUACCCUGUCUUGCCGAAGUUCUGAAGAGUGAGGAUCUCGAAAUAUUGUCACUAGAUCUACACAACCUUGUCGACAAGUAUCCUGACAUAUCUGAAGACCAUCUAGCAAGAUUAUUAGCAUUGAGAGGAGACAUUUCAAGAUCGGAAAUCAGAGAAAAGAGUUCAUACAUUCUCAGAACUAAUAAAUCUAGACAACGAGCCUCAUUCACAAUCAGUAUUUUCCGACAAAUUCCCUAAAAUUAGUUAUCUGUUUUAAAACUUACACCUCAAUUUGAAGAGUCCUACUUUAAUCAAUACAGUUCUAUUAUAAUCCUACUGUAAUCAAUUCAAUCCCACCAAAACUAUACUAAUAAACCCAAAGUUUAUAAUAAACUCAAAGUUUUGAGUAAACUCAAU
This is a messenger RNA of Nilaparvata lugens (brown planthopper), 2633 nucleotides long. RefSeq names its product exocyst complex component 3 (gene Sec6). The coding region runs from base 261 to 2474 and encodes 737 amino acids. Gene Ontology annotation, molecular function: SNARE binding. Gene Ontology annotation, biological process: exocytosis; exocyst localization. The transcript has a single exon. Lineage: Eukaryota; Metazoa; Arthropoda; Insecta; Hemiptera; Delphacidae. Gene Ontology annotation, cellular component: exocyst. The record is from RefSeq and is a predicted model, not a curated record.